AUGGGGCAAAGCAAGAUGCGCACAUCCACGCCCGGCGCACGACCUCCGUUUCGAUCGCUUCCGGCAUUCUUGCUUAUAGUUGUUUUAUUUCUCAAUCUACUCUCUCCCACCUCGGCCAGCCUCCUGCACGAUCAGGACCACGCGGGCAUUUUGCACCCGGAGAUCACCGCUUAUCCGGUUCCUUCAGCGGCGAUCGACGCCGAUCCGCUGACAAUCUCCCCUCCCGAUCUCAGAAAACGGUCCGAGACCGAUGACGAUGACGGCGAAUCCAACACUUCGACGCGAUCGCGGCAGACGUCUCCUACUGCUACAAUAACCGACUCUUCUGGAUCCUCUCCAUCUCCCUCUUCCCCGUCGACCUCGCGCCCGUCCGCCAUCCGUCCCUCCGUGUCUGGCUCUCCCAGCUCCGAGAUAAUCGCGUCCACUCCCACCGUCCCCGACGGGCCGCUGCCCUCAGCAUUCGACACAAGCAUCGGUGGCAACGCCUUCUCCACCAAAUCCUGCACUCUCUUCUUCGAUGACUUCCUCGGCAACUCCACCUUCAAUGAAUGCCUCCCCCUCUCCCUGCUCCUCACCACCUCCACCUCCUUUUUCAACGCCGCCAAAUCCGUCGUCACCCUCACCCGCGUCCUUGACGCCUCCUGCUCCGUCGACGCCGUCAAAUGCACCGAGCUCCUGAGCCACUUCGGCAGAGAGGUCGGCUCCAAAGCAGCCUGCGACAAGGAUCUCGCUGCUGAAAACCCGCUGGUGCUCCAGGCCCGCAACGGCUUUGUCGCCUACAAGCCGCCGACGCUUUCAUCUACCACCUUGCCGUGGGCGCAGCGCUACCCGGCUCCACACGUCCGCAGUGCAAUAAAUGCCUCCAGGCCACGAUGGAGGUAUACUCGCAGGGCGCUGGCAUCGGAGAACAGCCCCUGUCUCUGACCUACAAACCGGCCGCCAAACAGAUUAAUAUCGGCUGUGGCCCGGGCUUUGUUUCCGAGAGCGUGAGAAGCGGGGCUGCCGCUCUGUCUGCGCUGCUUUCACGCUCUUUGUCGCUAUAUUACCUGAGCUUGCCGCUUACGCUCCUAGUUUUCGACGGCUUUGUAUGACACGCUAUUCCGAAUAAUACUCUUUUAUAUCUAUCUCUUUCCUUUCUUUCUCUCAUUCAACUACCCUUUUUGAAACAUCCAACUUAAUACCCCCCUCCUUUUUUUUUUCCCCUCCUUUGGCUUGGGUGAUGUACAUAUUAAUUAUGCCCUAAGCAAUCUCCCUACACGUGUUCCACAAAAAAAUAAACCCUUAGCAAUGGAGUUGGGGAGUGCUUAUGUCCUUACGCUUUUUGUUGUAAUUAUAUCUACUCCGUGCUUGGCCCCAUUUUUCUUUUUUCUCCAAAUACUUCUUUUUGUUGUCUUUCUAUCCUUAGAUAUGCCUGUAUGUAAUACCUUAGAUAAAGCGCAUACGAAGCUAGUACUUAAUAUGACCAAUAUCUCAAUUCCCCCUAUA
Molecule: messenger RNA, 1485 nt
Organism: Coccidioides immitis RS
Lineage: Eukaryota; Fungi; Ascomycota; Eurotiomycetes; Onygenales; Onygenaceae
Exons: 2
Coding region: 1-924 (307 amino acids)
Source: RefSeq, a predicted model, not a curated record